AUGCAUCCAACGGUGAUUUAUCGAAGUAGUUCACCUGUGACGACACCAACAUAUAUCUACGUUGGUCCUCAUCAAUCUUCAAUAUCGUCUGGAUCUCCUUACAGAAUAUUCGUGGAAACUAACAAUCAAAGUGACACUGUACUCGCGGAUACUCAAACCAUUCGUCGCGAAUUGACUAAAAUCAAGAAGGACAUUAAAGAAUUGAAACAAAAGCAAACAUCGCCAAAUUACUAUUUUAUUCAGCAAGACUUCCCCAAUGAUGCUUGUCCAAUUUGUAACACAUCAUCAAAACCUGAAUCCAGUUCGAUUUAUUAUUGUGAUCAAUGUCACGGUUUUGUCGAAGGUCGAGUCACUCCUAUGCAACCAACAAUUCGAACAAAGACUCCUACUACUACCUAUCAGGAUAGCUAUGUACGAGUACCAUCAUCUUCUUCAGGACACUCGCACUAUGCAAUAUAUAGAGAACAACCAAAGACAUCCGACAAGCCGAGGAAUCAAUCUGUAUUCUCACCAUCACCUGCUUUACAUAGCAGACCUUGGAUACCAGCAGCAUCCAAAAAUGCUUAUCCGAAUCGACGUUGGUAUUUUCAUGAAUCACAUCCUGAACCGUAA
Molecule: messenger RNA, 612 nt
Organism: Rotaria sp. Silwood2
Lineage: Eukaryota; Metazoa; Rotifera; Eurotatoria; Philodinida; Philodinidae
Source: the annotation of a GenBank genome assembly